Molecule: messenger RNA, 3602 nt
Organism: Musa acuminata AAA Group (dessert banana)
Lineage: Eukaryota; Viridiplantae; Streptophyta; Magnoliopsida; Zingiberales; Musaceae
Product: serine/threonine-protein kinase CTR1-like
Exons: 17
Coding region: 410-3223 (937 amino acids)
Biological process (GO): signal transduction; protein phosphorylation
Cellular component (GO): cytoplasm
Molecular function (GO): ATP binding; protein kinase activity
Source: RefSeq, a predicted model, not a curated record
CCCCUCGGGGAUGCCCCGAGGAAGAAGAAACUGUCCAUCUCCAUGAUCUCACGGUCUUAACAGUAGCAGAGUUUCUUUAGCGGUGUCAUCCGAUCAACACAAGGAUAUGCCCAGCUCUUGGCGGUGGUGAGGGGCGACUAGAUUCUGCGAUAGGGUUUCGGACAACGAGAAGCUCCCCGAAAGCGGCCACCGCCGUCACUUCCCUUCACAUGCAUUCACGAGGGUCCUAACUCCCACGGAUGCUUGCAUCUCGGAACUCGCUACAUUUACUACGCCCACUGCCUCCGUUGGAAGCGCUCGAUGCGAAUAGUAGCCAGCAACACCUCUUCCCGUCGCUUCUGCGGACCCCAAGCGACGUCCAACGGAGCGGAGCGCGAACGUUUCAGGGGUGACGCGGCAGGAAAGCCAGAUGGGGCCAGCUUCGAAAGCGGGCCCGCCGCUGACAUCGUCUAACGUGUUCAACCGCGGCUGCCCUCUACCGCUACGUGGACCGUAUCGGAGCAGCGUUCCCACGUGCGAAACUGUGCGCACGUUAGCGCCGCAGCGCUUAAUUAUUUAUUUUUGUGUUCUCCGCGCCCCCACCGCCUUCGUCGUCGCCUUAAGGAACUCCUCCUCGCCCCCACCCGGACACCGGAGUCCCGCGACGGCCUCCGCCUUCUCUUCCUUCUUCCUCUUAUAUUUGGGGAGGGUUUUAUCGAGUGCUGGAGACAGCGAAAGAUGCCGCGAGCCUGCGCUCGUGAUCCCCGUGAGGCGGUCCGUGAGAAUGCCCCAUCGGCGGCCCCUCCUCCCUCGGCAUCCCACAUCCUCCUCCAACGACCCCCCGCCUUCUUUUGAUCGCGAGAGCCACCCGCCCCCGUCGCCGAAGCAGCUCGUGGAGUCCAGCGAUCGGGCACCAGCGGCCGCUUGGAAACCCGGGAACCGGUUCUUGAGCACUCGCCCGAGGUCCGGCCUCGAUGAGGAGCGCCGGCCCUUGGUCGGACCCCAGGGGGGCGGUGUGAUGACCCCGGCGGAAAUGUUCGGCGACCAGGACCGCUUCCUGAUUCCGUUGCAGCGGCUGUCCAGCGGCGGCGGGAGCAGCAGCUUCGGCGGCAGCUUGUUCACGGUGGACGGGAACGUGCUCUCCGGGACGACUGCCACCGUGGAGGGGAGCGGCAGUCUGUUGGCGGCAGUGGACGGCGGCAUGGAUCUGAGGGAUGAGUCGGCUGAUCGGAAUUGGGCGCAGAGGGCGCGGGAGAGCUAUUAUCUGCAGUCGUCGCUGGCAACCAGGUUGACGUCGCAGGCGUUCUUGGCCGGACAGCCGCUCCUCCUGCUGGAAAACUCUCAGGAGAUUUGCGGUGUCUCGGCCGAUUCGGAGACGGUGUCGUAUCGACUAUGGGUCAAUGGUUGCUUGUCUUAUUCUGAUAAGAUAGUUGAUGGAUUCUAUAACAUUAUGGGAAUGGAUCCUUACUUGUGGGCAAUGUGCAAUGAACCAGAGGUUGGUAAAAGGUUGCCCUCAUUGACGGCUCUCCAAGUAGUUGAUCCGAGUGAGUCCUCGAUGGAAGUUGUCCUUGUUGAUAAGUAUGCUGAUCUUAGCCUUAAACAGCUCGAAAACAGAGCUUUGGAGCUUUACCAUGCAUCAGAAACUAAGUUAGAGCUUGUAGAAAAACUCGCCGGACUUGUUUCUGGCUUUAUGGGGGGUGCAUUCAAAUCAGAGCAAGGUGAUCUUCAUCGAUUGUGGAAGUCGUAUAGCAAAGAAUUAAGAAAACGUCAAAAAAGUGUUGUCAUUCCUAUUGGCAACUUGUCUAUAGGACUUUGUAGGCAUCGUGCCAUUCUCUUUAAGGAACUGGCUGAUUACAUAGGAAUUCCAUGUCGUAUAGCUCAUGGCUGUAAGUACUGUUCUUCAGUGCAUCCUUCUUCUUGCCUAGUGAAAGUUGAGGAUGCCAAACAGUCAUUCAGGGAAUAUGUGGUAGAUUUAGUUGGUGAACCAGGAAGAUUCUAUAAUCCAGAUUCAUCCAUCAAUGGCAAUUUGCUUUCGUCUCUGCCCUCCCCGUUCCAAGGUCCCCAUUUGCUUGGUUGUAAGAACUUGUAUACUUCUGAGACGACAUGGAAUCAGAUGCUAGUUCAAGAGCAAACAGGUAUGAUUGCAAGAAACUGUUAUGAUCCAUCUGAAAUAGAAGCUUCCAGACAUUUAAAAGUAAAGGCAAUUGGUAGCAAGGGUGAGAAGAAGGGGAAUCCUCCAACAGUACCUAAAUACUUGAAUCUGGAGCCUUCUCUUGCUAUGGAUUGGCUUGAGAUAUCAUGGGACAAGUUGGAGAUCAAGGAACGAAUUGGAGCUGGUUCAUUUGGGACAGUUUAUCAUGCUGAAUGGCAUGGAUCAGAUGUUGCAGUGAAGGUUCUUGCUGAUCAAGACUUUCAUGAAGAUCAGUUGAAGGAGUUUCUGAGAGAGGUAGCUUCAAGAAAAGAAAUGUACAACAGCAAAUUGAUGAAAUACAGAACUAUAAAGAAAAAAAGAUCGAGUAGAAGCUGCUGCUUGCAAGUUCUUAACCUGCAGGCCAACUUUUGCCCGGUUGCUAUAAUGAAACGGGUUCGCCAUCCAAAUGUUGUACUAUUCAUGGGAGCUGUCACAAAACAACCAUAUUUGUCAAUAGUGACCGAGUAUCUGCCUAGGGGAAGUCUUUACCGUCUCAUAAACAGAACUGCUGCUGGGGAAAUUUUGGACAGGCGGCGUCGGUUGCGGAUGGCCCUUGAUGUGGCCAAAGGUGUCAAUUAUCUUCAUUGUCUAAAUCCACCUAUUGUGCAUUGGGAUCUGAAGACUCCUAAUCUUUUGGUAGACAAGAAUUGGUCAGUGAAGGUUUGUGAUUUUGGGUUAUCGAGAUUCAAGGCUAAUACUUUCAUAUCAUCAAAAUCUGUUGCAGGAACACCUGAGUGGAUGGCUCCAGAAUUUCUUCGUGGAGAACCAUCAAAUGAAAAAUGUGAUGUUUACAGCUUCGGGGUGAUCUUAUGGGAGCUAUUAACAAUGCAACAACCUUGGAGUGGGCUUAACCCUGCGCAGGUUGUCGGAGCAGUUGCCUUUCAGAAUAGAAGGCUGGCAAUUCCUCAAGAUACUUGUCCCGUGUUAGCAGCUCUCAUGGAAUCAUGCUGGGCUGAUGAUCCAAGACAGCGGCCUUCCUUUUCAAACAUCGUUGAUACGUUGAAGAAGCUACUGAAACCACCUGUGCCGCUGGAACAGAUGGCCAGCCCAUAGCCUGCCUGCCUGCCUGUCUGUCUGCCUCCGCCAGCAUGCGAUGCUAUUAUUCUUUUCUCGAUCCAUCCACAAGUAAAUCGCGAGUCCUACCGAGCUUAUAUUAUUUUCACUUGCAAUGUGUAAAAUAUGCCGCAAUAAUGUGCUUCGUUUCGUCGCUAAUAUGUUCCUCUCGAUGAACACUGCUAUACCAUGUGGUCACAUCAUUAGCAAGUCCCAUUAUGCCCUGUAGAGCUUGAUGCGUAAAGUAAGCCAUGUGAGUUGCAAAAUGAAACAGCAGAUACGCUGCCGAUAAGAAGGUUGCUCUUAAAAUUAUGAAGGUAAUGUGUAUGUAUGCACUGUGAAUAGCAAAAAUAGAAAGGCAGGAUAAAUUUUGGUAUUA